Argiope bruennichi is the source of this 3970-nucleotide messenger RNA. Its product is annotated as tyrosine-protein phosphatase non-receptor type 9-like. Gene Ontology annotation, biological process: protein dephosphorylation. The transcript is spliced from 15 exons. The record is from RefSeq and is a predicted model, not a curated record. Gene Ontology annotation, molecular function: protein tyrosine phosphatase activity. Bases 212 to 2275 code for a protein of 687 amino acids. NCBI's taxonomy places the organism in Eukaryota, Metazoa, Arthropoda, Arachnida, Araneae, Araneidae.
CGGUUUCGGUGGGCAUUAAUGAAUCCAUAAUGUGGUUGUGAUUGGAAACAAACAUUUUAUCAUCCUCCAGUCUUUGAUUUGGAAACACUGUCCAGUUGGUCUGUUGUAAACAUAUCCAUUCCUGUGCAUCUGAAAUAGCCUUGCCUCCAAUUAGCAAAUUGUGACACACAAUAAGUUUCUCUGGAAUAUCCUGUACAGUUAUCAUCAAAAUAUGGCAGAAGUACUUACUGAAGCAGAACGAGAGAUUGUAAAAGAGUUUUUGGCCAUUGUAAAAGAACUACAGUUGCACAAAAAUGGAGAUAAGAAAUCUUGGAAUGAAUUUACUGCUGUUAAGUUUAUGAUGGCACGAAAAUUCGAUAUCUGUCGAGCUGUAGCCUUAUUUGAAGCUCAUGAAGUUAUGCGACGGCGAGAAGGACUAAUAAGGUUUGAUCCCACCAGUGAUGCGCUCAGAACAGAGUUGGAAACAGGCAAAUUUACCAUAUUACCUGUACGAGAUGACAGUGGUGCUGCAAUUGCUAUUUUCACUGCCCAUAAACAUGUACCAUUGGAAACAUCACAUCAGAUCACUCUUCAAGGCGUUAUUUAUCAACUGGAUGUUGCUUUAGAAAGUUUGGAAACUCAAAGGCAUGGAAUUGUAUUCAUUUAUAAUAUGACAGGAUCCAAGUAUGCUAACUUUGAUUAUGAGCUGAGUCAAAAAAUGCUAAAUUUAUUAAAAGGUGGAUAUCCAGCUCGUUUGAAAAAAGUUUUAAUAGUUUCUGCACCAUUAUGGUUUAAAGCUUCUUUCAAAAUAUUUCAGUUAUUUUUAAGAGAAAAGUUAAGAGAUCGGCAAACAGAAGAAGCUGCUGUACAGAAGCUGUUUAUGGUGACCAUCCCUCAGUUGUGUUCUCAUAUCCCAACCUCUUCCCUCCCUGAGGAGCUGGGAGGUACUUUCCAGGUAGAUCACAGGACAUGGCUGCAAAACUGCCUCAAGUCUACCAUCAACCGAUGCAUGGAUGAAAUCUCUGAUUCCCCAUCUGUGACGCCUAGUGACAAUGGUCCUUACAAUGGCUUCCAUCUGCACCACUACAAUGACAGUGAUAUGGAAGAGAACAGUGACCACCAUAGUGAUUCAGUGCAUGAGAAGUACAAUUCAGAAGAAAGGGAAAAGGAAGUGGAGGUGCUGAAAGAAGCAAUGAUCUUCGAGCCCCCUAAAGACUCAGAUGAACCAUGUCCUCUGACUCCAGAAUCUGCUGUCACUGACUUUACAGAGGAUGAGGAGAAUGAAAAACCUUUAUCAAGCAGUACAGUUUCACUGUCCAUUUGGGAGGAUUCAGUUCAUACUGAAAAUAGUGGAGGCAUGACGCUUGAAAAAUUCAUCGAAUAUCUUCGUAUGAAAGGAAGAAAAGGCUUGUAUCAGGAGUAUGCAGAAAUUAAAAAUACUCCUCCUGAUGGUACAUUUGAAACGUCCAAAUUAAAGGUGAAUCAGUGCAAGAACAGAUAUACCGAUGUUCUUUGUUAUGAUCACAGCAGAGUGAAACUUCCUAUAAUAGAUCAUGAUCCAUAUUCUGACUACAUCAAUGCCAAUUAUGUUGAUGGUUAUAAGCAAAAGCGUGCUUUUAUAUCUACUCAAGGGCCCCUUCCUAAAACAUUUGCUGAUUUUUGGCGCAUGAUCUGGGAUCAAGAAUCCCAUGUCAUUGUGAUGACCACAAAGACAGUGGAGAGAGGUCGUGUGAAGUGUGGUCAGUAUUGGCCUGCUGAAGAAAACACAGUUCAAGAAUAUGAGGAUUUUGAUGUUUAUAAUAGUGGUGUGGAAUAUUUUGCUGAUUAUAUUGUAUCCAAUUUAGUCUUAACGAAUAAGAAAGAAAAUACAUCUCAAGAAGUGUGCCACAUGCAAUUCACUAGUUGGCCAGACUUUGGAGUUCCAUCUUCAGCUUUAGCUAUGUUAGAUUUCCGUGACAAAGUCCGCAGGAAACAAGCUGAAGCUGUGCAGAUGAUUGGAGCCCAUUGGCAGGGGCAUCCAUUGGGACCACCUAUUGUAGUGCACUGCAGUGCAGGGAUUGGCAGAACUGGUACUUUUAUUACCCUGGACAUUUGCAUAAACAAAUUGGAAGCUACAGGAUUGAUUGACAUUGUAAAAACUGUUGAGAAAAUUCGGGCACAAAGAGCCUACAGUAUUCAAAUGCCCGAUCAGUAUGUUUUUUGCCAUUUAGCUCUUUUAGAAUAUGCUCUAAGUAGAGGCUUACUGGAAGAUGUAGAUUUGUCUGGAUUCAAUGAUGAUGAUUCUGAAUCUGAAUGAAGAUGAUUUUUCAUUUCAUUUUCUUCUAUUUAUAUGCAUUGUGCCACCUUGGACAUUUUUUACUUCUAUUUGGGUGAGUGUAUGAUUUUAAAUGAUUUGUUGGGUUGAGAAAUUUUUGUGCUGCCAUAUAUACUUGCAUUUUAUGUUAUUCUGAUUUUGUUUCUGGCAAUAAGAAAUUUAUUCCAGGAAAAAGUGAUGCAUUAGCAACAUUCUUUAAUUGUUGAGUUAUUGUUAUAUGUGUAUAGUCUUAAUUUGUUAUAAAAUUUUUUUCAUUAAUUGUUUGCAAAAUGGUGUACGACAGGUGAUUUGUUUUGCUUUUAUUUUUUGUGUCGAAAAUGUAUUAAUGUCAGUCUUGUAGGUUAUUAUUUUUUUUAAGUAAAAAUUACUAUUUAUUUUUAAUACCCUGAUCUAACUUUUCUAUUUAAGUUUUUGUUAUAUGAACGCUGUUAUUAGCUUUUGCAUAAUUGUUGCUUUCAAAACCGCUUCGUUUCUGUUUAUGUAUAGAAGUGUGGAUUUGUCACCUGCUUACUUAUAUGUUUCAUAUUCGAUUUGAUUAUUGUCUUUACCUUUAAAAAGAUGGUUUAUUUUCCUCUUUGUAGAAUUUUCUUUGGAUUAUUUUAAUUUUGGAACUUAAUUUUACUCCCUACCAUUAUAUAAAUAACAAUCUAUCAUGGUGUGUAUAUGUAAAUCCAUCAUGCAGAUAAUUUUAAGCAUAAUCUUUUAAUGAAAAUUAUUAUGCAAAUCAUUCCACAUUCUUGACAGAAUGGAGUAUUUUCUAGAUGAGGGGGAAAAUCUUUUGAAAUCCAUUUUCAUUUUUCAAAAUGUUGUUAUCAUUGAAUGUUGAAAUCGAAUGUAAUAUUUCAAUGAGGAUUACAAUUUCAUGAAUACUAAGAGUAUGUCAAUAUUGGCAGUUGAUUGCCUUAAAUCCGAACAUUCACCAUUUAUGUGUAAUAGUUAAAUAACAUUCAAAAUAUUUGCUACUAAUCUCAUUUAUCUUAUAUGGUAUUUGGUAGUCCUUUCAUACUAGUGAUUUCAUUUAAUUUAUAGCCUAUAUUAUUUUUAAAUAAGCAUUCUUAUUUUCAGAUAUAUAUUGUUAAUUAAAUUUAAUUGAAUGUACAUCGAAUUAAUUGAGCCCGAUGAAUUUCAAAUUUUUAAUAGUUAGAAAGACUUAUAUUGUGAAGUAGCUUCUCCCGUGAUAAAAAAAAAAAAUGUCAUAUGAAUUCUAAUAAUAUACAGAAUUGUUCGUUGGAUUGUGUAUGUGUGAUAAUUUAAAAUCAGUAUAUAUGGUUCCUAACUUCUAAAAUAAUAAUUUGAAUAUACCAUUCUAUUUAUUUAGACAUGCAAAUCAUUGCAAGUCAAACUUAGUUCCUAAGAUUUUUAAAAAUAUAUUUUUUAAAAUUCUGUUUAGAAUUUUUUAAGGUUUGAAAUUGCAUCAAAACAAGGAAAUAAUCAAAAUUGAAAGAUCUUUAAAAUAUAUGUUCUAAAGCCCUUCACUGUUGUUUCUUGUUGAAUAACAGAUAAAAAAAAAGAGAGAAACCAGAAUAAUGCAGAAAACGUUUGUAUUCUCCUUUAUUUCUAUUAAUUAGAUCAGGGGGGAAAAAAUGCUAAAAAUUGUAUAUUUGCUAUAAAGGAGGCAAUGCUUUAAAAAUAUAAUUGUUUUUAAAUUGAGAAUAGAAAUAUUGACUGAAGACUUAA